AUGCUUUAUAGCUGGCUAAAUUGCCACAGGAUCUUGUGGAUUUUCGUACUAGUUCAAUGCGUGUCCAGGAUUUCCGGUAAGAAUUUCGGAAAGUGCGAAUUGGCAGAGGAACUCGCGUUUCGUCACGAUGUGCCUUUGGAAGAAGUUCCACAUUGGGUUUGCAUUGCAAAACACGAAUCCACGUUUGACACUUCGGCGAUCAAUAGGAAUUAUUGGGAUGGAAGCAAGGAUUACGGAUUGUUUCAAAUCAAUGACCGAUACUGGUGUUCUCCACCCGACGAUCAAAAUUCAUGCAGAGUGAACUGCGUCGAUUUGCUGGACGACGACAUCAGGAACGACGUAAAAUGUGCUCGUAAGAUUUUCAAGAUUCACCGGAGGAACGAAGGAAACGGCUUCUUAGCUUGGUGA
Messenger RNA from Notodromas monacha, 408 nucleotides. NCBI's taxonomy places the organism in Eukaryota, Metazoa, Arthropoda, Ostracoda, Podocopida, Cyprididae. The record is from the annotation of a GenBank genome assembly.